Messenger RNA from Aureobasidium namibiae CBS 147.97, 639 nucleotides. RefSeq lists its product as uncharacterized. The record is from RefSeq and is a predicted model, not a curated record. The coding region runs from base 1 to 639 and encodes 212 amino acids. Lineage: Eukaryota; Fungi; Ascomycota; Dothideomycetes; Dothideales; Saccotheciaceae. The transcript has a single exon. Gene Ontology annotation, biological process: peptidyl-glutamate ADP-deribosylation.
AUGCCCAAACCCAAGACUUCCCAAAAGCAACCCAUCAAGGCCUCCAAAUUCACACCCACCAAAAAGAAGCAAAUCUUCCAAACCUCCACCGACCCUGAAUCCGAAGACGAGGUCGAAGAAGCAGACUCCUCAGAGGAUGAAGUUCUCCCCAAAAUCACCCUCACAGAACGCAAAGGCGACCUCUUCGCCGCCCCACCCAACACUCUCCUCGUCCACGCCUGCAACUGCGUCGGCAGCUGGAACGCCGGCAUCGCCCUCGCAUUCCAAAAGAACUACCCUCAAGCCUACGCAGUCUACCAAGCUCACUGCGCGUCUCGCACUCCAAACUCCCUACUCAGCACCUGCCUUAUCAUUCCCCCUCAGUCAGGCGCCCAGUACCGUCACUGGAUUGCUUGCUUGUUCACGUCCAGAAAGUAUGGCAGGGGUAAGGAUUCCAAAGAGGCUAUCUUGGAUAGCACGGACAGCGCAUUGCAGGAUAUGCUCGAGCAGUUUGAGGAGCUGAAGAAGAAGCCCAAGGGGGUCUGGAUGUGCAAGAUCAAUUCUGGCUCGUUCAAGGUUCCUUGGAUGCAGACCAAGAAGCUGAUCGAGGCACUGACUUUCAAGGGAGGUCUGCACAUCGAGAUUGUUGAUCCAAAGUGA